Molecule: messenger RNA, 2672 nt
Organism: Setaria italica (foxtail millet)
Lineage: Eukaryota; Viridiplantae; Streptophyta; Magnoliopsida; Poales; Poaceae
Exons: 2
Coding region: 30-2417 (795 amino acids)
Source: RefSeq, a predicted model, not a curated record
AGUACAGUCUCUCGGUACGUAUAUGGUAGAUGCACGAUGAAACAUUUCCAGCGGGUGGCAAGAGGGGAUUGCAGAGUGUCGUCAGUCGCCUGGAUCUCUCCACCUUGCUGACCACCAUGGACAUGGACUACUGCCCGGUGGUUCCGGCUGCCGAAGUCAAGGCAACCUUCCACAAGAAGAUUAGAGGGCAGAUAUGGAAAGUUAACUCGCUGCUGCUCAUUGAAGCUGUCCUGGCAGGAGUCAUGGUUGGAAUAGGCGCCUUCGGCCAGCGCUACCGCCGCCACCCCUUCACCCGCUUAAUCUUCCUCGGAGCCACCACGCUGUUCUUACCCAUCAUCUCCUCUGUCGUCUCCACCAUCGGCAGCGAGCCUAAUUUCGUCAUUAAUUUCUCACCAGAAUUUCCAUAUCAUCUGUCAGCGUUGGUUGCAACAUGCGAUGCAAGCAAUCACUCGUUCGUUCUAGUAAUGUGGGCAUUCCUUGUUCAGAUCGUCAUGAUCAAUACUACUGUAAUAGUCUCUGUUGACGAGAGGGAAGGCCAAAGCACAAGUCCGCCUUUGGAGCUGCUUGUCAAUGGAGGCUGGACCAUUUACCUUGGUGUCACCGCCUUCAAGGGUUUUCCCUGGAUCUCCAUUUGCCUGGGAUCUGUCACACCUUUUGCUCUCCUCGGUACCAAAAUAGUUGUCCAAUGGUAUGCCUCUAGAACUGCCCGGCGGUCCUUUUCACUCGGACGCAAUCCUGGACUUGUUUUUGUUUACAUGCAGCAACUACAAGCAGGAGAGGCGAGUCAAGAUGCUGCUGAACCACCGGUAUCUGUGGAUGUACCACCACUCUUGGUUAUGAGGGAAGACGAGAAAAAAGUGGAGGUGCAGCCUGGCGGGUAUGCAUUCAAGGAUGAUCAUUCUGGGACAACGUUGGUCAGCAAUAUUGAUCCUGUAACCCUUGACAGGAUCUGGCAGUUGGAUAGCGCCGCGCUUCCCAUCUCAACACCACCAAUAAAACAUUUAUGCCUGUCCUUUGCACUGUUCAAGUUGUUGCGGUGUCGAUUUGCAAGGUACCAUCUCACUAAUGCUGGCUCUAUGGGGACACUCAACUUUUUCCGGAGCUUGGUUCUGAAAGCCGAUGAGCAUGAUACGGUAUUUGGGGUGAUUGCGGAUGAGCUUUCUUUUGUUCAUGAUUAUUAUUAUUCAUCUCUCCCCAUCUCCUAUUCCAAGUAUUGGCUACCCGUCUUGUUUAUCUUCCUCUCGCUCUUGGAUAUAGGUUAUUGCAUCCUGUUUUUAGUGGCAAACACAAAUCACCUAAUUUUUUCCUCAAAGGAUCCGCAAAUUACCUGUUUCAUAUGGUGUACUGCUGAGGGACAAAUGGUAGGUCCACCGAUGGCAACGUUCAUUGGAAUGUUUUACUUCGACUUGGUGCCACUACUUUCGCUUCUUGUGUUAGCGGUGGCAGCUGAGGUCAGGGACAUGUCAUCUUACAUUUGCUCUAACUGGACCAAAGUUUCCCUUAUCUGCCGCUAUGUAAACCGCGCCUCUUUGCAGCAUUCAAUUUGCAUGCAGAGAUGGGUUAGUCUUCUGUUACGAUGCAGAUGCAAGCUUAUGAAGCACUGGGAUGAAAAAAUGAGCCAGUGCUCAGUACUGGUACUUCCACCAAGAACAAACCAACUACUUGUCAGGCGUCUCUUUCGUCUGCCAGACCGUGGGAGGAAUGUCAAGAUGCCAGCGGCCGUGAAGGUUUGCAUCUUCAAUGCACUGACAAGUGUCAUCAACGGAAGCUGCUUAUUAAGCAAUGGUGUAGAAUCUCUGCACAGAAGCCAAGUUGGUGAUAACUUCAUCUGGGCUUGCCAUGGCAAAGGUGCAUCUGAUAUCAUACUUGUAUGGCAUAUUGCCACAUGCAUCCUUGAAGUGAAGCAAUAUGAUCAGGAUUCCAAUUCUGAUCAUAAGAUCGCUGCCACUCACUUGUCACGGUACUGCGCAUACCUAGUGAACUGGUGUCCGGAGCUUCUUCCCGACAACAAAGAGUGGAGCAAGAGCCUGUACGAGGCAGUCAAGAAGGAUGUAAAGUGCGCGCUUGCUGAGCACCCUGCGUCAGGGUCGUCGACGCCGGAGGAUGAGCAUCGAAAGCUGGUCGAAUUGCUGCAAGCCAACUCCAAGCAUGAGCUGCUGAAGAAUGGGGUGAAGCUUGGAAUGCAGCUGGUGGACACAUUCAACGAUGAGGAGGCAAUGUGGAAGCUGCUGGCCGACUUCUGGUCGGAGCUGAUCCUGUACGUCGCGCCUUCGGACAACCUCGAAGGGCACAAGGAGGCCAUUGCCAGGGGUGGCGAGCUGAUAACGCUGCUAUGGGCAAUGCUCUUCCAUGCCGGGAUCGCCAGCAGGACAGGUGAGCACGACGGCGCUACUGCUACCUCCGGUAGCGCGGUUUAAUAUAAUGGAGUCUUCAUCUGUUUAUUCAGGCACGCUUAAUGUCUUACGUGGUUGGUUUUGUUGUAUCGUGUCAUCUCUGUUUGAGACUACUGAUUCCUCCUUGUUUUGGAUUCUUAAAAUUUGUGGUGGGGUGUGUGCACUUUGUUUCUGUAGUAUGUGUAUGUAGUUCAUUUAAGAUUCCGCUUUUCUGAAUGACGAUGUUGCGACUGUAUCUUCAUAAUCUGAGUCUCAGCUGUAAUAACAAGUAAUUUUUGA